Messenger RNA from Salpingoeca rosetta, 3386 nucleotides. RefSeq lists its product as uncharacterized. The transcript is spliced from 16 exons. Bases 209 to 3046 code for a protein of 945 amino acids. Gene Ontology annotation, biological process: protein deglycosylation. NCBI's taxonomy places the organism in Eukaryota, Choanoflagellata, Craspedida, Salpingoecidae. Gene Ontology annotation, molecular function: mannosyl-glycoprotein endo-beta-N-acetylglucosaminidase activity. The record is from RefSeq and is a predicted model, not a curated record. Gene Ontology annotation, cellular component: cytoplasm.
CGCAUACAGCCCAGUUUUGCGGACGCUGCUCACUUUUCCUGCUUGCUUGUGGACGUUUGUGUGCAAUUUGUGUGUGUGUGCUGAGGUGGAUGUACAAGCAGGGUCUCACCCGUUUCCAACCACACGCUCACCCCGCUUGGUGUGUGGAUGGAGUGAGUGAGUGAGAAGGAAGCAGAAGAACGCAGAGGGAAGCAAAGCUUCCACGGCCAUGGACGACAAUACAAACUCGCAGCCCCUUGCGGUGCUGACAGCGGUGCUGGUGCUGCUUGCAACGGCGCUUGUGCUGUUGUGGUGGCGAAAGAGGCAACAACAGCAGCAGCAACAGCAGCAGCAACAACCAAAGCGCGGCAGGCCGCCGGUGGAUCCAACACGGCGGAUCGGGGCCCCACGACAAGUCCCGCAAGCAUCAACGCAGUCACAGCAUGUGGAGCCGGCAACGACAGAGAGCGAGCAGCCAGCACAGGCCCUCGAACGUUCAACACAAGUUAUCGACGCCACAUCGGGUGCGACCGAACCAGCUACCACACAGACACAUCGGCAAGGGCAGGUCCACAUGGUGGAACAGUCCAGGCACGCAGUCGUCAUCCCCGAGUGCAAACCGCUCAAGACCCUCAUUGACCUUCUCGCUUGGAAUGCGGGCAGCGAGUUCUGCUGUGCGCGCGUGCCAUUGCGGCCCCGACUCACAUCCUCGGCAAACAAGGGACCACGCCUGCUGGUGUGUCACGACAUGAUGGGCGGAUACAAGCAAGACCAUCUGCCACAGGGCCAAGACGACGCCAACAUCUUCACCCUCCUCCACUGGCACUUGAUGGACACGUUUGUGUACUUUGCCCACGACCUCGUGUCGCUCCCACCGCCAACAUGGACCAAUCUCGCCCACAUCAACGGCGUCAAGGUUCUUGGGACGUUCAUCACGGAGUGGGACGCCGGGCAUAAUACGUGUGCACAGCUGCUGAAGGAUGAGCACACGCGUCAACUCGCUGCAGAGAAGCUCGCUGCCAUCAUGCACUUCCACAAGUUCGAAGGGUGGCUGGUCAACAUUGAGAACGAUGUCUCCAACACUCGCGCGCUCAUCGACUUUGUGGACCGCGUGCGCAUCGAAUGUCACAGCCUCGUGCCCACGAGCACCGUGCUGUGGUACGAUGCCGUGACGACAGAGGGCCGUCUCGUGUGGCAGAACCAGCUCAACCGGAAGAACGCGCCGUUUUUCCACGCAGCGGACGGCAUUUUUCUCAAUUACACGUGGACGCCCGCGCUCCUGCACAGCUCAGCCACGUUUGCAGCCACCGUCACGGCACCGCCACGCCCACAGCCAGCAACCACGCCAUCCCAUUCGCUUCAAUCAACAUCACCAUCAUCACCAUCAUCACUAUCAGCACCAUCAUCAUCGUCAACAGCAGCACGUGCCAAGCCAUCAACCGCGGCCACCGCUGCUCGGCGCCACACGAGUGCGGAUGUGUACGCGGGCAUUGAUGUGUUUGGACGCGGGACAUUUGGUGGCGGCAAGAUGUCGUGCUUGCAGGCAGUCGACGCAAUCAAGGAUGCGCGCGUCUCCAUUGCGCUUUUCGCCCCUGGCUGGACGUUCGAGUGCACCCCGCCCGACACACCCUUCCUGCAACACCAGCUCAGGUUCUGGCAUCAGUUUGAAGGCGCGGUGUCCCCACGGCGUUUGGAAACACGAAACGUGUUUUCGACGCAUUUCACGCUCGGACGUGGACGUCACCACUGGAUCAACGGCAAACGCGUCGGAGGCGAAUGGGCAAACCUCAGCAGACAGGAUGUUAUGCCGACGUUCAGCUUCGAGCCAUCGCCAACCAAUCCCUUUCCGCGGCCACCGGCAACACGAAAUGCGUUUAGAAAUGCCUGCAUGCAAGUGGAAGAGCGCGCUGCGUUCACGGGCGGGUCUUGCCUCAGCCUCUCUUACGAAACAGGGCCAACAUGGGCCGCUGGGGAUGCGCUCGUGUUCCGUCUCUUCCACACGCGCCGGCCCCUUUCCUCCCUCACCAUCGUCCAGCUCACAACCGGCACGCUGGAGCACGUGGACGAAGCGCCAGAUGUUUCACUGCAAUUCGUUUUGACAAAGGAGGACCGCGGCGCUGUGCAGUACCUGCGGCUCCCGACCUGUCCACAACCCGGCCAACACGCAUUUCAGUUCUGCGACGAGCGGGUGGUGGCGAAGUUUGAAGGACAGUAUGCCCUGCCCGUCUCCCGCUACGAGCGAACCGGUGAUGGCACACUCACAUUCACACCCGUGACGCUCAACACACACCAGGCUGGCACUGAUGAUGAUGAUGAUGAUGGUGUGAAGAAGGAGAAGGCGGCAACAACGAGAGAAGGAAAGGACUUGAAAGUCUGGCGGAGAAAUCUUGCUCUUCCGCCAACGAUGGUGGUUGGUGAUGGUGACGAUACCAGUGAUGUUGGUGAUGGCAAAGAUGACGAUGGCGGUGCUGGUGGCAGUGGUGGUCGUGUAGAGCCACGAUGGUUCACGUCCACGUUUGUGAUUGGAGAGGGUGCAAUUGCGCACCAGUCCAUUGCAGAGAUCCGAGCAAUCGUUACACCAAGGACUGCUGGCUGCCACCGCGUUCUGCUCGGUGGUCUGCACCUGUUCUCGUCCUCGCACAUGAACAACGCAUGCAAACCCGUUGUUGGACUGCGGGCAUCGCACAUUGACUGGCAUGACGUUGCCGGCACCAAUCCACAAGACGCCAACACGACCGCCAAUGUCUCCGCCACGGCCGCUUCGCUGACAGCAUCGCUGCACCUCACGCUCUCGUGGGCUGAGCCGGCUCCCCAGCAGACCACCCGCUUCUGGCGCGUGUAUGCGAACACAACAUCAACGCAUGCCGAGGAUGCCUCUCUCAUUGGCACCGCACACGUGCCUUGCUUCCGUGUUGUGCCGCUGCCCGUGACUGCCCGUGCGGGUGCGCGUGCGUGUGUGCGGCUGUGGGUGCAGCCUGUCUCCUACGCGGCCCUGACACCAGCACUCAGCACAUGUGCACACGUCGACAUCGCAUUCACAGCGCCCACACCGAAGAAGGGAGCGUGAUACCCGUGUUGCCGCGGUCCUCUAACAUCUCACUGCUAUGGGUGGAUUCGCUCAGUGACAGCCGUUGUGUGGAUGGCGGGAGGGGUGCUGAUGGACAGCCAUGUGUGUAUGUGUCUGCGUCUGUGUCUGUCUGUGUUUGCGUGUGUGUGUCUGUGUGUCUGCGUGUCUGUGUCUGUGUGUGUGUGUCUGUGUCUGUGUGUCUGUGUGUCUGUGUCUGUCUUGUCUGUCUUGUCUGUCUGCCUGCCUGUCUGUCUGUGUGUGUGAUGGCGCAAGCUGUGCGUUGCUGGUUGGCCUCUGCAGAUGUGUUACGCUUGGUGAUAAAAGCGUCUACUAUUACGUA